GACGUCAUACCUCGAUAUAUUUUUGGAUACUAGUAUAUCGAGGUCUGACAUCAUUAUUUCACAAAACUGGAUCUAGCUAAACUCUCAGGCACACCGGCCAGCGCGCUCUCUCUCCCGGCAAGUCCAGCGAUGUGUCGGCACAGGCACUGAUCUGCGUUCUGCUGAGCACGAUGGCUCAGAGAAAAGUAGAUUCCCAUUCAGCCGUUGGACUGAACUGGUACUGUAACACAGUAUGGAUGGUCAAUAUGAAGCAAGCUUCAUCGAAUUCCUCCAAGAGCUCUGAACUCUGUUCUGAUCAUUUUGAAGAUGCUUGCUUUGACAGGACUGGGCAAACGAUUCGUCUAAGACAGGAUGCUGUCCCAACCACAUUUAAUUUGCCGCCUCGUCAUCAGAAGAAUGCACACAAACCAGGGAAACCCUCGAAAGAAAGUCAUUUAGAUUCAGCAAGCAACCUCCCAGAUACUGCAAAGACACCUGUACCAAAGUCUUCAGCACCUUCCCUGGGACUACUACUCAAUGCCAAAAAUCUAAGAGGGAUGGAGACCAGCAGCAUGGCAGCAGGAGCUAAUGUUGGUCGUGAUGAGGCAUAUACCACCAUCAACAAUGCUGCAAUUGCAGUCACCACCACCAAGUCUGCUUCUGUCACUGCCAUCACCAUUGCCACCGCCAUUACCAAGACCACUCCUGACACAAAGCCCCCAAGUCCUCAACUGACCAGAUAUUGCAGCUGGAGAAGGAUAUACCAGGAACUUCAAAGCCAGGGCUUGCCAGUCUCCUACAAUAAGAAAAAUGCCAUGGGCCCAUCUAAUGAACUAGUAGUAGAAUAUUUGGCCACAGUUGUAGAAAUGCAGAGACUAACAUACUGCCACAGGUGAGGUUUUGUCCACAGUUCCAGAAGGACACAAAAUAGUAUCAGAAAGUCAUGCCAGAAUCAACAACUAAAGGGUUUGAAGAGCCAGAUAAAGAGCCGAGAAAUGUGAUUUUAAAGGUACUUCAAUCACAUGCACAGUAGGAGCAAAAACAGCAGCAAACACACAGGAGAUGUAACACUACAUUGACCAACAGCAACAACUACAGCAGCAUCAACAAUUUCUGCAGGAGAUGCAAAAACCACACUGGCAACCUCAACAACAUCAAGGUGUCCAACAAGCACUCCGGGAACGUUAACAGCAACCACAGCUUCAGCUGGAGUUUCAACAAACACAUCAGAAAAAAACCAACAGCAGCAAAAAAAACACUUAUGAAUAAUGAAAUGAAUCUAAUUGAAACUCAAAAGCCAAUGACGCAACAUCUUUGACAAACUGAGACAAUUAUUCAUUCUUUUACAGGAUAAAGAAAUACUUUUUUAAAGUGUAAAUUUGCAGGAACACAAUGGAUGUUCCUAUGUAUCUAUUUAAUGAAAUAAAUUUGACUUUAAUAAAUUCAGUAAAUUCAAUUCAAUAAAUUUAGUGAUUCAAUAAAUAUCUACUUUUAUUUGUCAAUGAGUGAAAAUACCUGUAUUUUCUAUUUAGAAUGACAAAAAGCAAUUUAUCAAUUCAAUAUCAUCAAAAACUUUAGCAAUAUGGUUGUUAGGCCCUCCAAAUUGUUGAUAUUUUGAUGAAAAAGCCGUUUCUGCUGCAAUAUUUGACGCAACUCAAAUAGAUCAAAUAUUGUCGCAGAAAUUGUCAUUUGCCCUUGAAAGUAUCUGCGGCAAAUAUUUGACGCAGCUCAAAUAGCUGCAUCAAAUAUUGCCGCAGAAAUUGUCAUUUGCCGCAGAAAAUGGGAGUUGCCGCUGCGGCAAAUGUUUUAUGAAACGGGCCCCAGGUCAAUCAAAAUAUUUUCGAAUUCGUGCUGGUGAGCAACACGUUCACUCCCAGCGAUAGGGACUUGUUUAAAAAUGGCAUAGGAAAUAUGCAUUUUCUAAGUAUGGUAAACUCAUAGUAGAAUUUAGGUGUUGCAAGAAUUAAAUUGUGAAUGAACUGUAUUGGUAGGUAAGACAUGCAUAGAGGAUUAUUUGUCUUUAUCCAUUUCUAUUUUCCACAUUUUUCUUUUGUUUGACUUUAUUUUCUAGGGGGAAGCCCCACUCCCCCAUUCCUGUGGAUGCCAAUUGGUUGGGGGCUUGGAAUAGUGCAAGUUAAAAGGGUGAACCUGAACUUUAUA
This is a messenger RNA of Lytechinus variegatus (green sea urchin), 2139 nucleotides long. RefSeq names its product THAP domain-containing protein 5-like. The coding region runs from base 171 to 875 and encodes 234 amino acids. NCBI's taxonomy places the organism in Eukaryota, Metazoa, Echinodermata, Echinoidea, Temnopleuroida, Toxopneustidae. The transcript is spliced from 6 exons. The record is from RefSeq and is a predicted model, not a curated record.